This is a messenger RNA of Iphiclides podalirius (scarce swallowtail), 948 nucleotides long. NCBI's taxonomy places the organism in Eukaryota, Metazoa, Arthropoda, Insecta, Lepidoptera, Papilionidae. The record is from the annotation of a GenBank genome assembly.
AUGGGCUUCGAGACGGCCGCAAUCGUCUGCUUCGAGGACCUGGGCCGCCAGAGCUCGAUAGAGACCGGUGGUAUCCUCACGCUCAUUUCCGUGUUCUUCCUAGCGGCCACCUUCGCUGUUUACAUGUACCUACCGCAAAUGAGGGACCUGCAAGGGCUCUGCUACAUGUGCAUGUGCAUCAGCAUGGCCCUUGGAUUCCUGUCACUGGGAGUGCUCCAGCUCAGUCCACAAUUCGCUGGCGAAAUAUGCACUGUCACUGGAUUCCUGGUAUAUUUUUGGAUGAUGGCAACCUUCUUUUGGAUGAACGUCAUCAGCAUCAACAUGUAUCGCAGUGUUCAAGACGCGGCCUACUUGAAGAAGACGGAGAGGAAGCAGUAUUUUUGGUACAGCUGUUAUGCCUGGGGCUGCACACUGCUGUUUCUUAUCGUGUCGCUGAUAACAAAUUUUGCCGAAGGAGACCAUUGGAAGCCCGGUAUCGGUGAAACGGGCUGCUGGUUCCAAGGCCGCACCGAAACCUGGAUAUUCUUUUACGGUCCCAUCGCGGUGCUCGUCGCUUCGAACGUUACACUUUUCGUUAUCUCGUCGUACAAUUUAUGGAUGCAGCACACGAGGAAAUACGAAGUGAACAAGCUUAAUAAUCUCAAGCAUAAAUUUUUGGUCUCACUGAAGCUGUUUCUGGUCAUGGGGAUUUCGUGGAUAUUCGAAAUCGCCAGUUUUGCACACGGACAGGCGCAUAUUAUUUGGAAAAUCAUGGACACGUUCAACUGCCUGCAAGGGGUGGUGAUCUUCCUCAUACUGGUGGUACUGAGGAGACGCGCCAUGCAGGGCCUGGCCGCCGAGGGCUGUUGCCUAUUUGUGACCCGUCCGCUGGCCGAGAAACUGAGCCCAGACGACGAUCCGGACGACCAACAGAUAUUAGCGGACGACACAGUCGAGGUUAGACUGAAC